AUGGACCCCUUCUCAAUCACCGCCAGUAUCAUCACACUACUCCAGGUGUCGGCCCAGGUCACGGUUCUGGUGAGGCAGUUUCGCGACGAAGUUAGCGUGGUUGAUGCGACACUGAACGGCAUUCUGAACGAUGUGGACGGGUUCCAGCAGGUGUUGCAAUCGAUGAAAGAGACGCUUGCUCAGGAGGAUAUCCAAGCAGACGUGCAAGCGACAGGGCAUGUUGGCAGUCAUUGGAAGAAUCUCGCGCGAUCCUUGAGCGAUGGAGAGAGCACGCUGGAUCAGUUGCGGUCGCUACUUACGAGCGUGAACAAGAGCACCUCGUUUCUAGAUGCAUCGCGCAAGCAACUCAGAAUGAAAAGCGCUGUCGCGCAGAUCUCAGGCUUCCGCGAGCAGAUACAGUCUUAUCGUGCAGCUUUGCAACUCUCUCUUAGCACGAUCAUCGUAUGGAACCAGGUGACCCUGCAAAAGGCUACCACCAAGCUACCUGAGAAGAUAAUGCCAAAUCUCAACAAACUCUACGACCAGAUCCGUACUCUCGGUGCCGACCUCAAUGCCAAGAUCGGCAAGCUGGAGAGUACCGUAGCGAACCAAGGCUUCCAUGCUGAGUCGGAGCUUAUGUCCAUGACGAAUCUGAAAGAAUGCGUGGAAUCGGCCGCUGACGUCGUUUCAACUGCAUCAACUACACUCGGCCCGGAAGGCAGCACGAGGGCAUCUGUAAAGUAUGGCUCAGACUUUGGAGACGUCUUUAAAAAGGAGUCGAACGAGCCCAUGCAGCGCUGGAUGUCCUCGCACACCGUGUACGAAUUCGACGACGUGGAAGCAUUGACUCUAGAUCCUUCUGAAGCCAGCACAGGUGAUACGUUCACUGUGUACGAAUCGGAGAGUGACUCUGAUAUUGAACACGAGCUUGUCAGAGCUUUGUUCAAUAACGGCAAGAAAAGAAAAGAACAGGGCGAUCUGCACGGCGCGGAACGGCAUCUGCGCAACUGUCUAUCCAGAUUUCCUUCGGCUGGGAGCUAUACAUCGCUCGCAUCGUCUCAAAGCACUCUGGCCACUGCGGUAUCGAAGGCUGAAUUACUCGAGCUACUCACGGAGACAUACUGCAUGCAGGGGUCCUGGGACCAGGCGAAGUCAACCAUGAAAGAGAAGCUCGCUAUUACAGAACGCCAGACUGGAAAGAAAAGCGAGCGCUUCUUGUGGGACUCUUUCAGGCUCUGUGAGGUCCUGAUGAAUACCAAAGACUACACCGAAGCUCAGCUGCACGGCCGACAGGCGUUGCGCGGCUUUAGAAAGCUACGUGAGCCAGGUUAUACCGGCUAUGAAAAGACACUUGCACUCCUAAUACAGAUAUGCAACGAACAAGGUAGUCUGGAAGACGAAGAAGCAUACGCCGCUCUACUAGGCAGUCAUCAUGCGAAUCUGAAGACGUUCAUCUCUUUGCCUGUCGCUGAAUCAGCUGCGAAGCAUGAUCUAUCCAGUCAACCUCCCAAAGGAGAGCAUCACGUACACACACGAGAGCAGACUGAAGAGCGUAGCUCUACUCAAGAUUCGAGCGGACCUGCAUCCAGCGAGCUACCACCGAUCGAUAAAGGGAAGCAGCCUCGUCUCCAGGGCCUCACAAAAAUACCCCCACUAACGGAUCGUAACGAUGAGCUGCCUUUAUCUCCUUCUUCCAGCGCAAGCGCAGACCCAUGGAGCCCAAAGCUGCCAGCUGCGCGUUCUCGUAACAACGAUUCGUCGUCGAGCCAAUCCAUUUCUAACAUUGCAACAAAAGCAUCGUCUUCGCAACUCCCGGAAUUCGUCCCGAAAAGUGCGAUGGCGCAUGAGAACAUCGUUUCCCCUGUGAAAUUCGGCGGCGGUGUAGACACCUCGUCGUCCACUAAGCUUUUGAUCUCUCUCUGUCAGCAAGAGCUUGGACAGAAACCUAUUUUCAUGAUUGGUCGCGGUCGCGAGGGUUACAAUUGCAUCGUUUUUGCCGACGAAUCUCGAAAACGAGAGAUAGCAAAGGUCGCAGAUUACUUGACCAAAGAGGAAGCGAGGCAUGCUGCUGCUACAAAGGCUUACAAGACGCUUGUGACGCUUUCAUCGCAACCGGUGGGCGCUCGUCCCGCAAACGACCAUCCAGGCGUACGACAUCAACACGAAAGGUCCAGUUCGGCUUCGAACAAGAGCCCCGAUGCAACGGCUACAGACGCUCAGGGUGACCCACCGGCCUACACGCCCAGCGAGAGCCCACGUUUGACUAGUCCGACUGGCUUUCUACAAGACAUACCGGAGAUCAUGGUGUCACCUUCGCUCAAUGAUUCAACGUUUGGGCGGCCUAUGCCAUCAAGUGCAGUGCAGAACUCUAACUUUCCUGUACGGCGUGCGGCGUCAGACUCUCAUCUUCCUUCAAACAAAGUCUUAGCCAACGUGUCUGCAUCGAACGCCGUGAAUUUGGGCGCAUCAGAUUGGAGGGGACCCAAUGCUGCGCUGACGGCCAACAGCCUACCAGCACACCGACGUGCUGCCUCAACCUCUUCACGUGUUCCAGACUGGAGGACUGGGGAUGGGAGGGUGCUUCCACAACAUUCUGGUCUAGCCAUCAAUACAUCCAAUUGGACGGAGCCUAACAAUCCAGGACAAAGCCGCAAGGAAUCGAACGCAAGACCAAAUGUGACUUUCGACUCGAUCGAAAGCUCUGUGGAACGGCCGAAGCACUCCAACCCGGACCCACAUACACCAUCAUCUAAAGGCUUCUCGCUCCUGCCAGCCUCCCUGGCGAAGACAUUCUCUCUGCAGGAGCGCAGGAGUAAGAGCGAUGACCCCAGCUUGAGAACGAAGAAGUCAAUGAGGUUCGGACUUUCUUCCAAGAGGAAAUCGCACACCAGUGCUUCUGCGGGGCCUGAACCAGCUGUCUCGUCGACGAGCAUCUGUCCGAUAUGUUCGGCGAGUCUGCUCGGUCUUAGCGAGGGCGAGGCAUGGAUGCACGUUGACAGCUGUUUGGGCGGGUCGAGCCCUUCAACAACACACGUGGCAUACGAACUUCCAGCGUCAGAGCCCAAUACCUACGCAGUAGAGCUCCCAGCAUCAGUGCCAGGAAUGGGUCGAGCAGAUGGGCCUGCCUCGCCAAAUCCCUCAAGCCAAAGUCCAAACGCGAUGUCAGACUUACAUCGCGCAUUUUCAAGGAGAGAUCUGUCAGCAGACAAAUUCGAGAUUGAAGAUGAGGCGAGAAUAGAUCCUCCUGCACCAAUGUCGCCAUUGAGCCGAUUUGAGACGAAUGCCAUGCAACGCCAGGUGCUACUCUUGGGUGACGGACAGUGUGGUAAAACGUGGCUGUCCCAUGCGUGGUGCAAAGGGACCAUCCCAAAGCGCACUUCUCCGUCCGCCACAAGCUUCACCAAGCGAAUGGACAGUCUGGAGAUAGUCAUCCAAGACUACUCCGCAAUGUAUCGUGUUCCCGACCAGGAGCGCCGCGCCUCCUACGGUGUAGUCCACGCAGUGUUACUGUGCUUUGACAUCAGCUCGCCGGAAACCUUCGAGAACGUCGAACACAAGGUAGGAGGCAUCGAGGUGCUCAGCCUAUUCUUACAGCUUACCCCAUCCAGUGGAACCACGAGGCGGACCUGUACCUGA
This is a messenger RNA of Boeremia exigua, 3615 nucleotides long. RefSeq lists its product as uncharacterized. The coding region runs from base 1 to 3615 and encodes 1204 amino acids. The record is from RefSeq and is a predicted model, not a curated record. The transcript is spliced from 4 exons. Gene Ontology annotation, molecular function: protein binding. Lineage: Eukaryota; Fungi; Ascomycota; Dothideomycetes; Pleosporales; Didymellaceae.